Molecule: messenger RNA, 5400 nt
Organism: Paramuricea clavata
Lineage: Eukaryota; Metazoa; Cnidaria; Anthozoa; Malacalcyonacea; Plexauridae
Source: the annotation of a GenBank genome assembly
AUGAGGCAACGAGCAAGAAGGCUUGCUGAAAGUACGGACAGAGAAGAACAACUACAGUCAGAAAAUUCUGAGGUAAGUCGUGUCAAUGACAAUGUAGUGGCUGAUGAUGAAGUUGCAGAUAAUUAUCGUAUAAAUGAAUACAUCCAUGGAGAAAACGAGCAGAUUGAAUCUUCGUGUGAGGCUAUGGACAAGGCAUCUGUAUCUGUUCCUAUUCAUGAAGCAGACGAGGAAGGUAUGUCUGUACAUCAAGCAGAGGGGGUGAGUAGAAAUGAAUAUUUGCAUGAGGGUGGUUGGCAAAAUAUUGACAAGCCUCUGCAUGAGCUAGAGUUUGUACAAAAUGAAAUGCAUAGUUUUCAUUUAGAUCAAGAACAUUUAGAGCAUCGACAAUGUUCAGUUUGUAAAGAAGCUUGGCCGACAAGGCAGAACUUAGCAUCAGAAGUAUAUAUUUGUUACCGGUGUAAAAGAGACAAGAGAUCACCCAAGAAAUUUAGUGCCGAGAAUGACAUGGACCCAGGAAUAGUUCCUGAACAAUUGAGAGGUUUGACACAGGUAGAAGAAAUGUUAAUUUCAAGGGUUUGUCCCAUUAUGAGAGUGUAUAGAAAACAUGGGGGUCAGAGGGGGUAUAAAGGGCAUGUACUUAACUUACCUCAAGAUAUUCAAAGUUUCUUGAAUAGGUUGCCUUCUCGUGUGGCAGACUUGCCUGUUUUGAUUGUGCGAAGACAUGGUGCAGAAGACACACAUCUAGAUUUUACUGUGCGUCGACACAAAGUUUUUGAGGCUGUGUUAUGGUUAAAGACAAACAAUCCAUUCUUCAAAAAUAUAGAAAUUGAUCGAGAUGUCAUUCAAAGUUUACCAGAAAAUGGCAUUCCUGAUGAGCUAAGGUAUGUAAUUGAUGAAAAUGAGCAUUCAGUUCAUGUUGAAAAUGAGGGGCCUCCCCAAGACCCAGUAAUGAGUGCUAAUGCAAGUGUGGAAGAGUUAGUUUUAGGAAGUGGCAGUACAUCAUUUAUUCCUAUGCGUCAAAGACAGAGAAAAGAAGGUGCGGCUAUCCAAGAUGCAGUAAAUGAGGUUGAUCCAUUAGACUGGCCAUCUACUGAAGGUAAUCGUGUUAAUGAAUUUAAAACAGAUGGUUUAGCUACUAUGGCCUUCCCUACAUUGUUUCCUUAUGGGAAGGGUGACCCAACAAAUAGGGCAAGACAACAUGGUAUAACGUUAACCGAAGCUUUCAAACAUUUAAUGAAGUUUGCAGAGAAGCUUGCUGAUGGUAAGUUUGAAUGGAGGUUUGCUUCUCACCCACGGUUUCCUUAUUGGGCGUUAAACAUGAAACAACGGCAUCAGCUGUUGUCACAAGCGAAUGUUUACUUGCGUCAACAUCCUGCUGAUGCAAACAUGACAAUGGAAGAACUGAAGCAGAUGGUCAAUUCCAUGAGUGCAAACCAAAUGGUGAAUAGGUUGCAACGCUAUGUGUCCAAAGUACAAGGUACAAAUCAGUAUUGGUAUCAGCGGUUGCAGGAAUUGCUGGCCCUGAUUGAACAAAAAGGCUGCCCUACGUUUUUCUUUACCUUUAGUGCAGCUGACAUGCAUUGGUCAGACUUACAGAGGCUGUUGCAGAAUGAUGAAGGUGCAAGCAGAUCUGAGCGAGCACAAGCUGUAAUCGACAAUCCCCAUCUGACUGAUUGGUUCUUUAUGCAGCGGCUGCAGGAGUUUGUCAGACAUUGGCUUAAUGGCGUCUUGGAUGCUGAGUGGCACUGGUAUCGUUUUGAGUACCAAGCUAGGGGAAGUAUUCAUUGCCACGGAUGUGCAAAGUUAAAAAAUGACCCUGAUAUUAGAGAAUUACGUAAUAAGGCAUGUGUUGCUUUCCUAGAGAGUGAGACAACAAGGUACGAAAUGUCACCUGAUGAUUUUGAAUUCCUUUGCGGGGAUGUGAUAAGACAGGGAGAAGAUGCUGAGAAGUUGUUAAUACAGUAAGAAAAAAUAUUUUCCAUAUUAAUGUUUCCAAUGCGUACUGUACGUAGAUCAAGCUAACUGUGCAGAAUCUGUUGUGGGAUAAUUGUUUCAAUAAUAAAAUUUUAUCCUGCAACAGGCCUUCAAAUGCAUGUACCGGGCACAAUACCGGAUCAUAAUUAUUGCAGUAGUUACACAAUACCGGACUCGCUUCUCAUAGUCAUAACAUUGAAUUUUGCAUUUUUAGAGAUGUCUUACUGUACCUCGUACUCAAUAUAUUGCAAUAGCAUUUUAAAAUACCAUUAAAACUAUACCUUGGCAUGCUCCCAAAUGUUGAUAUCAACUAAAAGUGUGCAGGUCAAAUGUUCAUGUCAACUACUGUAAAAAGCGAAUUUUGUAUUAUGCAUGUAUUAACCACUGCUGCCUAUUUUGGAUAUUUAAUAAUAUGACUACUACUGUAAAUUAAAAGGUAGGAUAAACUACUGUACACAACUUUUGCCUAAAAUUGUCGCAUACAACCUGCUUAUAUGCAUGUAACAACUUGAGUGUACUGGGUGAACCAGCACACAACUAUGCCUAUGACAACGUAAGUGAGUAAAUGCAAGUUUAAUACAGUGUCAACUUGUGUCCUUGAUAUUUUACACAGUAAAACUCAAGUUGUACAAGCAGGUUGCAUAAGGCAAAAGUUGUGUAGUGUAAAUCUGCCUUAACACACAAAACACUCACCAAAUAUCCAGCUAAUAAUAUAUGCAGAUAGCCAAUCUCCACAAUUUUGAAAGGUCUUUCGCCCAUCUUUUUUAUUAUUAUGCAUAUUUUAAUAAUUUUAUUAUAUUAUAAUACGGUAGUAUUACCUUUGCUACAUUAAAAUUGAAAAAGUAACAAUAUUUUACAUGUAAACAAAAAUUCCUUAUAAAAUUCCUUAAAAGUUUUCAAUAUUCCUCAAAGGAAUUUUCAAUAAUUUCUGAAGAUUUCAUUGGAAUGUAAGAAAUUACAUAAAUAGAAAGUGGAAAUUUAACUGUGGCACAAAUCUGUGACUGUGGUCAUACAGGUUUCACAGGAAAAUGUUUCACUCAGUCAAAUUAUGGUGUGAUUAAAACUGUUUUACGACUAAUUCGGUAAUAUUUGGCUAAUAGAAAAAGCGCACAUGUUUAAUAAUAAGUUAUGAUUAUUUUAAAGGUAUGUUGACUGGCUGGUGACAACUUUUAAUGAGGAAUUGCCAGAUGAAAACUGGAGGAUACCAGACCCUCAUCCAUCUGCUGUUAGCGCUACAACAUUGGAUAAUCGUGACAAUGAUUAUCACAGGUUAGUUAAUACUAUAUAAAGACACACUAGAUGCAGUCCAGCGUAUUGCUUAAAACAGAAAAGAGUGGACCUGCUUGCAGAAUGCAGAUUUGGUUUUCAAAAACCAUUGCAAGAAGAAACAGAACUGAGCCUUGAGCUGGUGGUAGGUAAGAAUACGAAGUCUGUUGAGUCUGAGUUACAUACCAAACGAAAUGAUCAAAGAUUAAAUUCACAUAACAGGGUGAUGCUCGAAAACUGGCGGGCAAAUGUGGAUUUGCAAGUGAUUGUAGAUGAGAAGGCUUGUGCAAGAUACAUGGCCAAGUAUGCUGCGAAAGGAGAACCCCGAUCGAAAUCGGCGUCAGAAAUACUAAAAUUGUCUGUGUCUUCAUUACAGAAUGAUGAUCAAGUCUCUUCGGCCUUCAAGAAAGCAAUGAUCCAAGUUGCUGGGGAUAGAGAUAUGGCAGCACAAGAAACUGCACAUAUGUUACUUAGUCUACCACUGGUUGGCUGCACAUUUAGUUUUGUUACUAUUUCUUUAGAUAACAGCAGGAAGGUUAAUAUUGAUGCAGAAAAUGAAGGCGAUGAGGUACUUCAAAAAUCUGCGCUACAACAAUAUGCAGAACGUACAAAAUUGAAGAGUAGGUAUACAGGCUUGUCUCAGCUAAAUCUGAUGCAAUAUGUGUCACAGUACACGAAAGUCCGAGGUGAGUUGACAAAACGAGCGAAUCCGUCAUUGUCAGGACAUUUCCAAAGAUUUCCGCCAAUCCUGCUGCUCCUGAUUUUGGAAAAUACUGCAAAUAUCAACUAAUAAAGUUUAAACCAUGGGAGGGUCAACCGUCAAAUGCUUGAAACAACUAGGAUGAAAGUGAUCAAAUGUUUAUUAAUGCAUAUGAAUUUUUUCUUAUGACAGAUGAAUUUGCAGAAGAAAAUGUGUUUAGGUAUUCCGAUGAAACAGACAGAGUUCAUGAUGCGCAAUGUGGUCAAACCUUUGAAAACGAUUGAAGUGACAAUCAAGAUGAUGACGACGAAAGUGAAGUUGACCCUGAUGAUGAGGAGGAAGUCGAUGAUUGGAUGUUAUUAUGCAGAAUUAACCAAGAUUAUGGUGAAGCAGGUAAUCGGAUGUCAGACAAUGAAGCAGUGGACUGGUUUGAAAUGGUAAGAGCUGUGCCUAGAGAUAUAUUAAAGGAAUCUCCAGGAUGGAUCUAUAGUCAGAGAAAGGAGGCUGGAGAACAUGGUCAGCAUUUUCGAGAAGAUGAUCAACAAUGUGUAAUUGAUCCGGAGACCUUGAAUGAAAAACAACGCCUUGCUUAUGACAUCAUCACAUCUCAGAAUGGUGAUAAUGCCGAGCCUGCUUAUAUGAUUGUGUGUGGAACAGCUGGCACAUGUAAGACAUACUUAAUAAGUGCAACAAAACAAGUAUUAGCCAUUCAGUGUGUUGUUACAGCAACUACUGGGAUUGCAGCCUUUAGUAUUAAUGGUCAAACAUUACAUUCUGCUGCUCAACUUCCUAUCCGUGAAUAUAGGGAUUUGCAGAGUGAUUCACUACAGCGGUUACAGCUGAGGCUGGAAGGUAAAAGAUUUCUGAUUAUUGAUGAAAUGUCAAUGAUUGGACAUAAAAUGCUAUCAUGGCUUGACAAUAGAUUACGUGCUGGUACUGGAAAGGAAGAUAUCCCUUUUGGUGGUAUGUCAGUAAUUCUAAUGGGGGAUUUUGGUCAAUUACCACCUGUUGGUGAUAAGCCAAUGUAUGUUUCAGGUAAUGGAACAGUAGUAAGUGACCAUUGACAUAGUAUGUAUCUGAUGUUUGAGUCUGUCAUUAUUUUAGAUCAAGUUAUGCGUCAGGCUAGUGAGGACCCCGAGGCAGUUGCUUUUAGAGCCUUGCUGAUGAGAAUGCGAAAUGGAGAAGUGACAGGGGAGGACUGGAAACUAUUGUUGGAGCAUUCAACAACAAGUGUACCAAUGGAUCAAUUUACUGAUGCCAUCCGAUUGUACUUUGACAAGAAAAGUGUUGCUGAAUACAAUUACGAGAAGCUAUUGCAGCUUGGACAACCUGUUGCUAAAAUUCAGUCAAAGCAUUCUGGUCAUGGUGCCAGUGCGGCAACGUCGGACGAAGCUGGUGGAUUGGAUGCUGUUCUGUUUUUAUCCACAAAAGCAGAAGUAAUGCUCACUUGCAACCUGUAA